AUGAAUUCUGGGGCCGAGCCACCAAGGGUAUCCGGAGAAGCCGGAAAGCGUGCCCUCAAAGCCAAUAAGGCAUGUGUGCCCUGCCGUGCACGCAAGACGAAAUGUGAUGCCGCCGAGAUUGGCCUCCCCUGCAGCAGCUGUACCAGCAGGCAGUGUGCCAAGGACUGUGUACUACCGGUCCGUAAGGGUCGGACUAGCCCUCGUCAGACUGGGCUAGAUCUGUUCUAUCUCAAUAUCCUCAACGACGCCGGGGAAAAGACUACAGAGUCAGGUCGACACCACUCCAUUCCCAGCACUCCCUACCGUCCAAGCCCGAAAGACAGUUUUAGUCCUCGGAACUGUCUAUGGGCCAAGCUGCCUCAAUUGGAUGACAUUGACAGCGAAUUUCUCGCCAAGAAGGGUGUCUUUGAUCUACCUCCUUCGCACCACCUAGAUUCCCUCGUUAAAACAUACUUUGACCAUGUCUAUCCUUUUGCUCCCGUGAUCAACAGAGUUGACUUUAUCCGCGGCUAUCAAUCCGGCGACUGCUCCUUGUUCUUGCUCUAUGUCAUAUUGGCACCGGCCAGUGUCCAUGCGCCAGCAGAUGUGCUAUCUGCCUGUGGUUUUGCUAGCCGCUCGGCCGCACAAGAAUUGUUUUACUCCAAGGCCAAACUACUCCACGAUUUUUCCGCCGAAGAGGAUCCAUUGUUGAUGCUGCAGGGAUCAAUAAUUUUGUGCAUGGUGAUUCUAGACCACCCCACUGACCGAGACUUCGGCUACUGGUUCCACAACGCAGUCCGACUUGCCACUAAGCUUGACAUACGCAACACGUACGUUUCAUAUCCCUGUACUAUGGCUUCUGCGACGAUGAUUGCGGGUAUUAACUGCCUACGGACCCUUCCACAGAUGCGCUCGAGAAGACAAGCCUAG
This is a messenger RNA of Penicillium cosmopolitanum, 909 nucleotides long. Its product is annotated as transcriptional regulator family TF. Bases 1 to 909 code for a protein of 302 amino acids. The transcript is spliced from 3 exons. Gene Ontology annotation, biological process: regulation of DNA-templated transcription; DNA-templated transcription. The record is from RefSeq and is a predicted model, not a curated record. Lineage: Eukaryota; Fungi; Ascomycota; Eurotiomycetes; Eurotiales; Aspergillaceae. Gene Ontology annotation, molecular function: DNA-binding transcription factor activity, RNA polymerase II-specific; DNA binding; zinc ion binding.